Molecule: messenger RNA, 3539 nt
Organism: Oryzias melastigma (Indian medaka)
Lineage: Eukaryota; Metazoa; Chordata; Actinopteri; Beloniformes; Adrianichthyidae
Gene: lnx2b
Product: ligand of numb-protein X 2b
Exons: 10
Coding region: 489-2564 (691 amino acids)
Molecular function (GO): protein binding; ubiquitin-protein transferase activity
Source: RefSeq, a predicted model, not a curated record
AGGUGGAGGAUGUCCUCGCGCUGAGCAGCGCGUGCUGGGCUGAGUGCACACCUGCGCGGGCUCCUCCUGCCCCUCACAAGUGUGCUCGCUCCAUACUGAGAAAGUCGGACUUUGCCAGCAGGUUCAGCCGCACCUGCAGCAGCAGCGGGAAACAACUCGGCCACAGCUAUGCGGUCAAAAUGACACCGAGAGAACACCUGGAGGACUCGAACCUUGUCCAGACAGUGACUUGUUUCAAGUCGUUUUUCUCCCGAGUUCACGGGAGCUCUUUGUUUAAGCUAGCGACGCGUUAGCCGUUUCCGGAAGCCAACCUUCACUCAGAAAAUGAAGACUGGGAGAUAACACUGUCGACUUUGGAUUAUUAUUGUUUUGCCAUAUACACAAAUGUACCUUUGGACUAGUCAAAACUGACUUUUGAAUUUUACAAACCAGCACUAGAGGACAUCAGUCGCUCUUUCACUAAAAGCUGUACUGAGCUUAAUUUAAAAAUGGCCACAAUGGAAACCAAAGUUGCCACCAACAGCACGUCUGGUCUGUCGUGGGCGCGCGUCUGUAAAGAGUGUGGCCAACAGCAUGAAGGAAAAGAAACCCAUCUUUAUGAGUACCUUGACGAAGUGGACGAUGAGUUGAUUUGUCACAUCUGCCUACAACCUUUACUCAAACCUAUGGACACUCCAUGUGGACACACUUAUUGCUAUUACUGCAUCAGCAACUUUUUGAAAGACCAGGACUUCUGCCCGGUGGAUCGCCAGUUUCUGGAAUUUGAACAGUGUCGCCCUUCCAGCCUGCUGGUGAGGAACCUGCUUGAUAAGCUAACCGUGAUGUGCCCCAACUACGCAGAGUGCCAGCAGCAGAUGCAGCGCUGCGAGCUGCAACCUCACCUGCAUAACAGAUGUCCUGCUUUUAGACGGCUGAAAGAGGAGGCAGAAAAGAGGAAGAGGCCCUCUUGGAAUGAAUUGAAAGGACGUAAGGGUGAUGGGGGGAUGUCUGGAGAUGCCAAGCUUUCAACAGCACUGUCUCGAAAUCCAACCCGAGAUCAGCCCGAGCCUGGUCUAAUCAACCCGGCCUUUGAGGAAAGUGAGGAGGACAACACCCCGCUUCGAUCCAGCCUGGUGGCUGAGACCAUUAUGGUGGAGCUGCUCAGAGAAGCGCCAGAGGAACAGCUGGGCCUGCGUAUUGUUGGGGGGAAGAACACACCACUGGGAGACAUAGUCAUCCAGGAGAUUAACCGUGACUCCAUUGCAGCCAACGAUGGCAGGCUGGCCCCAGGAGAUCAUAUCUUGGAGGUGAAUAACGUCAGUCUGGCUUCAGUUCCUCACUCCCGGGCCAUUGCAAUGCUGCGACACCCAUCCCUCGUCAGGCUCACUGUGAUGCAAGAGAAAGGUUUCAAGUUAAGGGACAGUCAACGGUCUGAUCCUUCCCCUGCUGCUGCUUCUCAGCCCCCUCGCAGUCCACAGUGCAAUACUCACUUCAGUCAGACCCCUGUCCUGCAUGUGACGCUGGUGAAAAGUAAUCGUUCAGAACCGCUCGGCAUCAAACUCAUCCGCAAGUCUGACGUUAGUGGGGUUGUAAUCCUGGAUCUGUUGCCGGGCGGUUUGGCAGCCAAAGAUGGAAAGCUGAGGAACAAUGACAAAGUCUUGGCCAUCAAUGGACAUGACCUGAGGCAUGGAACACCUGAGAGUGCAGCCCAUAUCAUACAGACCAGUGAGAUGCGUGUGAACUUUGUGGUAAUGAGAACUGCAGGUACUGUGGAGGACGGUGGAAGCAGCAGAGAGGGACAGCACGCCAGAUCAAGAAGGGCGCCAGAUCCACAGUACUUCAGACGUCAGUCCACGUACAUAAAGGACCCCCCCUCUGGGUUCUCUUUUCAAGAGAAGAAUGUAAGCCUAAAGAAGGAGACUCGGCAAUCUCUGGGCAUCACCAUCGCUGGAGGGAGAGACUGCCGCAGCCGGCUGCCUGUUUACAUCACCAGUGUGCAGCCGGUUGGCUGUCUGCAUAGAGAGGGCAACAUCAAAAGAGGGGACGUUCUGCUGAGCAUCAAUGGCGUUGAUUUGACACAGCUGACCUACAAAGAGGCCGUUUCUGUCCUGAAGGCGGAGGCGGCUCAGUCCCAGGUGGAGCUGCACGUCAUCCAAACCCACGCCGAGGACUCUGAGGAGGACACGGAGAGCAGCAGCAAGGAUGAAGUUGUCUACACAGAUGACCCACGAGAUGACCUCCACAACUGGACCCCCCAAUGGACUCGCUGGUUAGGUCUACCAAGUCACAUGCACUGGUGCCGGGACAUCGUCCUGCAGAAGACCAACAACGAGAGCUGGGGCUUCAGCAUCGUAGGCGGCUAUGAGGAGAGCCACAAUAAGCAGCACCAGCCCUUCUUCAUUAAAACCAUCGUGCCUGGGACGCCUGCUCACUUCGAUGGGCGUCUUAAGUGUGGAGAUGAGAUAGUGGCGGUGAAUGGAGCCACCACUGUGGGAAUGAAGAACAACUCUCUGAUCCCCAUGCUGAAGCUGCAGAAGAACAGAGUCACGCUGACUGUGGUGUCGUGGCCGGGCACGCUGGUGUAGCAUCGCUGCCGUUUGUUCAGUCCUCAUCUCAAUUUUACAUGAGCAAAAAGAGGUUCCUCUGAUCUGAGCUGGAACCCUGCUUACUUCACUGACACGCCGUUUGUUUGUUCUUCUCUUGAUGUAAUGGACUGUGUGUUCAUGAGAACUACAAACUGGAGUUAAUCGUUGAUUUUUAAUAGAAAAAUGGCAGUUAAUUACUGGUUAAAUACAGAAGGAUUUCUUUUCUCUGAUUCUGUUCUGAGCAGUUGUGUUAAAAUAGUUUGAUCAUAGUGUACAGAAAUGAAAUAUAUAGCUAAUUAAUAACGAGUUUGUACAACAAGAAAUUGCUGCAGACGCUAGAACAAAUAAAUAUAUGCACUUUUAAAAAGUGAUAUCUCAGAGGAAAAAUCACACUAGUUGAAUCACAGUCGAGCUUUAACGAGUUAUAACACUUGUGUUGAUGGGAGGCUUCUAUUCUGUUCUAUUUUUUUUUUAUCAGAAAUGUGAGGCCUUGGUUAUUCAGACCAUCAAAAUGACAAGAAGUCAUAUCAAUGUGCAUAACGAGUGUAACAUCAUUCAGAGUGGGGAAAUGUGAUGCAUGGUUAAUGUGAAGUGAUCCAAAGAAAUUAUUCUUUGUAAAUUGUUUUAAUUAAUACUGCUUGUAAUCCUUUGGAGGAACAUUUAGGAGGUUCAGAUGCUUCAAGCAUUUGGCAUAAUUUUGCAAAAGUGCUUUGAAUUGUCUUUCAGAAAUCUAAAUGUCUUUUUCUGGAUGAUUCGCUGGUUUUUCCGUUGGUACUGAAGGACAAACCAGAAUGUAUCGUUGCCUUAAAGAGCCUUUGUACCAAACCGUUUUCUCCUCAUUAUUGUGGCCUUGCUUGCAUCUUGAUUGAUGGAAGACUUCUUGCACAAUUCAGUGGUCGUGUCAGAUGCAGCACGCAGUGUGUGAUUUAAUCCAGCCACUGUUUCAUUAUGUCAAUAAAUUCACAUCAAAAUCCU